GUUUGUCCACAGAGAGACAGCGGGCGGACCGGACAGCUGAUUAUACAAACAAAACCAAAGGGGAGAAUGAUGUGGGACACAGAAUAGCGAAGAACAGGAGUUAUUCCUCGCGUCCUUAUCACCUGGAGGAGUUACUUCACCCUGGUGAAGCCAUGGAACCAUCUCCGAACGGCAACCCAGCCACCCCAAAACCCAGCCCCUCAUCUCCUUCCACCCUGAGGCCAGGCCCUUUCUCUUCCAUCUCAUCUUCUACAACAACGACACCAACCUCGGACCGCCUGAAGCCUAAACUCACCCUGCCAACACCUCAAACCACACCCUCAUCUUCUCCCUCCACUGCCUCCCCUCGAACUUCCCCAUGUCUGUCCUCCCGUUCUUCCUCCCUGUCCACACCGCCUGCCUCCCCUCUACGCCAGCCUAUGAGGAGCCACUCACAGGUGGGCAGAUCUCAGCUAAAUGCAGCCUCUACGGCGAUGCCCCCGACUGGAUCCGCCGCCAUGGCUCAGCAGCCUCCUCCCACACCUGAAACAGAGGAGCCAGAGGAGGAGGCCAGCCUUGAGGAUUUAGAGGAGAGAGCAAGGACAGGAGAUGCUAGAGCACAGAGCAAGAUGGGACGUUACUUCUUGGCUCUGGCAGAAGAAAGAGACGAGGAGCUGAACAACUGUACAGCGGUCACUUGGCUAGUCCAGGCUGCUAAACAAGGACGCAAGGACGCCGUCAAACAGCUGCAGCGGUGCUUAAGCUCCAGGAAAGGCAUCACUCUAGAGAACGUCGAGGAGGUGAAGAAGCUGUGCACAGAGACACGCUUUGAGAGAGGAGUCAGGAAAGCAGCUCUGCUAAUGUACUGGAAGUUGAACCCGGAGAGGAAGAAGUCGGUUGCCGUUUCUGAGAUGCUAGAGAACGUUGAACACGUCCACACAGAGCCAGGCAAACCAGUGUCCCCGGGUCCACUAAACAGCUCUGCCAAGAAACAGAGGAGAGUCCUGGAGAAUAUGGUCUCAAGUGAAGCCAGAUGCCAAGUGGGUCUUGACGACUUUGUUGAGAUGACUAAGAAGUAUGCUCAGGGUGUCGUACCUUCACCGGUCAUGGCGACAGCAGGAGGCGAUGAUGACGACGACGAUGAUGAUGUGGUGGUGAAGAAUCCAGAUGAAUUGCCCUUACAUCAAAAGUUGCUGAAGUUCCCUCUGUUCGCUCUGCUGGAGAUCAAGGAGCACCUCAUCGACUGGGCAUCUCGUGCCGGCAUGCAGUGGCUCAGCGCUCUGAUCCCCACGCACCACGUCAAUGCACUCAUCUUCUUCUUCAUCAUCUCCAACCUCACAAUCGAGUUCUUCAUCUUCCUCAUCCCUCUGCUGGUUUUUUACCUCUCAUUCUUCUCCAUGAUCAUCUGCACACUGCGGGUAUUUCAGAAUUCAAAAGCGUGGGAAAACUUCCGGGCCCUGACUGACCUGCUGACGCACUUUGAACCCGGUCUUGAUCUGGAGCAGGCAGAGACUAACUUUGGAUGGACACACUUAGAGCCUUAUCUGUACUUCCUGCUCUCUGUGAUCUUUGUGGUUUUCUCUUUCCCCGUUGCUGAUAAAUCCUGGAUCCCCUGCUCAGAGUUGGCUGCUGUCGCUCUCUUCUUCACCGUCACAGCCUUCCUCAGCCUUCAUGCCUCUGCUCAGCUCUUCGCUCGUAAGGCCCUCCUUACGGAGGUCCUCUCCGGAGCGUGCUCCCUCACCCACCUCCUGCCGGACUCCCUCCCCUGGUUCCUCAGGGUCUUUGGGAUGACGUUCAUCACUGUGCCUCUAGGGGACAACGUGGUGUUGAACCUGGGGGUGCCAUGUCUGCUAUAUGGACACCUUUUCUAUCUGCUCUUCCGUAUGGCCCAGAUGAGAGGCUUCAAGGGCACCUACCUGUGCCUGGUGCCCUACAUGGUCUGCUUCACCUGGUGUGAGCUCAGCUUGGUGUUCCUAAAUAACGCCACUGUGAUAGGACUCAUCCGCACCGGCGUUGGCUACUUCCUCUUCUUGUUCGCCCUUCCUAUACUGUCUCUAGGCCUGGCUGCAAUGCUCAUCAUCCAGCUACUGCAGUGGUUCCUCGCUCUAGAGGUGACCAAGAUGGUGGUUACCUUGACCAUUUGCUUCGUGCCAGUAGUGCUGAGGCUUUGGACUCGCUUCAGCUUCAACCCCAUCGUUGUUUUUCGGUCUUUGUCCCGGAGCAGCAUUGUGAAGCUCAUCCUGGUGUGGCUCAGCGCGGUGGUGCUCUUCUGCUGGAUGUACGUCUACAGGUCCGAAGGCAUGAAGGUUUAUAACUCCACCCUGACGUGGCCCGAGUACAGCAGCCUCUGCGGCCCUAUGGCCUGGAAAGAAGCCAACAUGGCCCAGACACAGAUUCUCUGCUCUCAUCUAGAAGGACAUCGGGUCACGUGGACCGGACGCUUCAGAUACGUACGAGUGACCGACAUUGAGAACGGGCCUCAGUCGGUUAUCAACCUGAUGCCUGUGUCAGUGGGGAACUGGAUGCGGUGCCUGUAUGGUGAGCCGUAUCCUCGGUGUGAUGAGGUGAAAAACGUCACGGCGGAUCCCCAGCCUCUUCCUGCCCCGGCUCCUCCACCAGAAGAUCCCCUCUGUAAGCUUAAAAAGCUGGCCAAGCACGAAUGUCACAUCAAGCGCUUCGAUCGAUACAAAUUUGAAGUCACAAUGGGCAUGCCGCUGGAGAGGAAGACCAGGAACGGGACUAUCAUAGAGGACGAAGAUGCCACGAAGGACAUAGUACUGAGGGCUAGCAACGAAUUCAAGUCUAUGCUCUUAUACUUAAACACAGGAAGCCUGGUGGAGUUCAGCACCAUACUGGAGGGCCGUUUAGGCUCCAAAUGGCCCGUGUUUGAAUUGAAAGCCAUCAACUGCAUGUCGUGCGGUGACGCCCGCUUGCCCAGCCGAAGGCAGUACAAGAUCGAACACGACUGGAGGCGCACGGCUCAGAGUGCCCUGCAGUUUGGUUUCGACUUCUUCUUCAACCCCUUCCUGACCGCUCACCUAGAGCAGCACCCAGAGACUGAAAUAGAGACUGGGGCACAGGAGGAGGGGUAGAGAUCUUGCAUACGCUCCUCUGGGAGAAAUAAGAUGUAUGAUAAUGAUAAUACUAGAUGAAGAACAUUAAUGAUUGUACAUCACUCUUCUUAACACUGUGAGAGGGUGAACACAUACUGUUGUGUAUGUUUGCUUUUUAAUAGCUUUUGAGCCAAAAUAUAUGAGAACUAAAAAUAUCAGCACUGUAAGCACACCACAAACAAACUGCCCCAGAGUUCGCUAGGAAGUGGACCCACCUUUAUAAUCGUUCUCGGUUUGGUUGUUCGGUCCGCACCAGGGUUUGAUUGACAGUUUUCAUACCAGCCCAAACAAACCGCACUAACCGAGCAAACAGACCUGAGUUUGUUUUAACCGAACCUAAUGGGUUACGUGUGAAAGCACCCUUACAGAAGUGGGAAAAACAACAAACUAAUUAAGUUUUUUUAGAAUAAGUAAUUUACUGCCUAACACUAACAAAAGAAAAACUGAAUUAAAACCUCCUCAGAUAUGAUCGGUUGUGCAUUUCAUCUGAUUUAGGCGGCACUUGUGCAGUCUAUUAAUGAAGUUAUUUUGAUUUUGUUCAUUGCACAAACACUGUGUGUGCUGAACCAUUUUUAUGUAAGUUUAUCAAAUAUUUGUACCUAAAAUCAUCAGUAUUUACAUUUUCCAGUUUGCUUGUUGAACAUAUCUUUCAUUGUUGUGUCUGUGGAUGACGCGUUGUAGAAGAAUACGUUUCUUUUUUACAACCGGUUGUAAUGCUGAUGAUCACUUGUAAGGGUUUCCUUUGCUGUCAAGCUUUAAUAGUUUAUAUUAGACAGUUAGCUGUAUGUGCAGUGUGUAAUUGUAGUGGAAGAUUAUUUUUAAGUGCCUUAUAAGAUAUAGUCUCAGUUCAAAAAUAAUAAAGCAGAAAAUACACUAAAUAAAGUUGUUCAUCCUGAACCUUUAAAAAGCUUAAAAGUUUAUCUCUGCCUUCGCUGUUCUCCCGUCUUGUUCUCCUCUAGCUGUUCUCCUUCCUCGUUCUCUGCUGUGCAGAGAUUGAACAUUUUGAACAUUUGCAGUCCCUGAGUGAUGAUGUGUUUUAAGUUAGGAUGUCACUACUGUUUUCUUUACUGUGACCCAUAAACAUAAU
Molecule: messenger RNA, 4179 nt
Organism: Anoplopoma fimbria (sablefish)
Lineage: Eukaryota; Metazoa; Chordata; Actinopteri; Perciformes; Anoplopomatidae
Gene: wfs1b
Product: Wolfram syndrome 1b (wolframin)
Exons: 10
Coding region: 153-3071 (972 amino acids)
Biological process (GO): endoplasmic reticulum unfolded protein response; calcium ion homeostasis
Cellular component (GO): endoplasmic reticulum membrane; endoplasmic reticulum
Molecular function (GO): protein binding
Source: RefSeq, a predicted model, not a curated record